AGCGGCGGCCGCGGCGGCAUCGCGGCCUGGGGACGCCAGCGCUCCGCCGGACUCGGCGCCCGCGAGAGCGCCCUUUGCGCGCGGAUCUGCCUUCCGGGGUGCUGGGCUGCCCGGAGCGUCCGGCGUUCCCCGAGGGCGGGCGUGUCCUCGCGGCGCGGGGCGGGGGACCAGCGCGGGGCCGCAGCCUGUUGGAGCGCGGGGGGUGCCGUGCCGGGGGCGCUGGGAGCCCUGCGGGGGACGGCGCGGCCCGGCUCCCUGUGCGGAGCAGUUUUCGCGAACUCUCCACCUCCUCCUCAUUGGGGCCCAGCGCUGCCGGGAGACCCCGUCUACAUCUAAGGAAGAAAGGAGUGUCAUGAAAAAGGAACAGAAAAGAACCGGCAUUCUUGGUCAAAGGGGAGUUUUCUUUUCCAGUUGGUGGUUACUUCAUGAUUGGAAACGAAGUACCUAGGUGGCUGAAGAGAUUAGAUUUUUAUAGUUGAACAGAUGGAGCUGAUAAAAGAAGACAUGAAAAUACUUUCUCUGGGUCAUAAUGGGCAAUGAGUAAGUAAGCCUGAACAAGACAGAUUUGAAAUGAGGGCAGAACUUUUGAUUUUUUAAGACCAAGUAGGACUUUGAACACUUGUUGAGGAUGUUCUUUUCCCAAAACUGGAAGAAGAAAACAUUUGCAAAGCAAAGGUGUAAAAAGUGGAAGGGAGUAACGACCAAGAAUUUCAGCUUCAAGAAUUUCAGUACAUCAUCAACUCCUUCGGGCAGACACAGGCACAAGGAUCAUACGUGGGGGUGAUGGUUUCCUAUCCUAGGAACAACUUUUUAAUUUGGAUUUUGGAGUUCUUAUUUUUCUUUCUUUCUUUCUUUUUUUUUUUUUUUUACAAUUUGUGUUUUGACUCUUCAUGUUAGAUAGAUUUAUGUAAAGGAGGUAAAUCCUGAAUUCAUAGUAUGUUUGACUCUACCACACUGUUUGCUCUGUGAUAUGGAAACAUAGAGGUUUUAACAUUCCUCGAAGUUUUAUGGGAAGCAAAUCUGUGUCAGGGACAUAGUGUAAGUUUUCUCCUUUUGGCAACCCACCUUGCUUUGAAUGAACUGAAUGUCAGCUGGAUUUCACAGCAUAUCUGAUUUACAGUCUUUGUGUUAUCAAGGCCUUAAAUGUUAUGCUUUAUCCUAGGCAGAUGGGAAAUACCUUGAGCACUGUGUUUGACAUGUAUGCCUAAGGAAGGGAACUCCCCGAUGGAUCAUGGCGUUAAUGUUUACAGGACAUUUCUUAUUUUUAGCAUUAGUGAUGUUGGCUUUCUCUACUUUUGAGGAAUCUGUGAGCAAUUACUCUGACUGGGUAGUUUUCACCGAUGAUACAGAUCAGUUUAAGACACAGAAAGUGCAAGAUUUCAAACCCAGUCCAAAGCUGAAGAAAAGUAUGCUUCAUCCAAGUUUAUAUUUUGAUGCUGGAGAAAUCCAGGCAAUGAGACAAAAGUCUCGUACAAGCCAUUUGCAUCUGUUUAGAGCUAUCAGAAGUGCAGUCACAGUUAUGCUGUCCAACCCCACAUACUACCUACCUCCACCCAAGCAUGCUGAUUUUGCUGCCAAGUGGAAUGAAAUUUAUGGUAACAAUCUGCCUCCUUUAGCACUGUACUGUUUGUUAUGUCCAGAAGACAACGUUGCCUUUGAGUUUGUCUUGGAAUUUAUGGACAGGAUGGUUGGCUACAAAGACUGGCUGGUUGAGAAUGCACCAGGGGAUGAGGUUCCAGUUGGCCAUUCCUUAACGGGUUUUGCCACUGCCUUUGACUUUUUGUAUAACUUACUAGAUGAUCAUCGAAGACAAAAAUACCUGGAAAAAAUAUGGGCUGUUACUGAGGAAAUGUAUGAGUAUUCCAAGGUCCGUUCAUGGGGCAAACAACUUCUCCAUAAUCACCAAGCUACUAACAUGAUAGCAUUACUCACUGGGGCUUUGGUGACUGGGGUAGAUAAAGGUUCUAAAGCAAACGUGUGGAAACAGGUUGUAGUAGAUGUGAUGGAAAAGACGAUGUUUCUGUUGAAUCAUGUUGUUGAUGGUUCUCUGGACGAAGGUGUGGCCUAUGGAAGCUACACAGCUAAAUCAGUCACACAGUAUGUUUUUCUAGCCCAGCGUCAUUUUAAUAUCAACAACUUGGAUAAUAACUGGUUAAAAAUGCACUUUUGGUUCUAUUACGCCACCCUUUUACCAGGCUUCCAAAGAACUGUGGGUAUAGCAGAUUCCAAUUAUAAUUGGUUUUAUGGUCCGGAGAGCCAGUUAGUUUUUUUGGAUAAGUUUAUCUUAAAGAAUGGAGCUGGGAAUUGGUUAGCUCAGCAAAUUAGAAGGCACCGACCUAAAGAUGGACCAAUGGUCCCCUCCACUGCCCAGAGGUGGAGUACUCUUCACACUGAGUUCAUCUGGUAUGAUCCCCAGCUCACCCCACAGCCUCCUGCUGAAUAUGGUACUGCAAAAAUGCACACAUUCCCAAACUGGGGUGUUGUCACCUAUGGGGCUGGGUUGCCAAAUACACAGACCAAUACCUUUGUGUCUUUUAAGUCUGGGAAGCUAGGGGGGCGAGCGGUGUAUGACAUAGUUCACUUUCAGCCAUACUCCUGGAUUGACGGGUGGAGAAGCUUUAACCCAGGACAUGAACAUCCAGAUCAGAACUCAUUUACUUUUGCCCCCAAUGGGCAAGUGUUUGUUUCUGAAGCUCUCUAUGGACCCAAGCUGAGCCACCUUAACAACGUACUGGUGUUUGCUCCAUCACCCACAAGCCAGUGUAAUAAGCCCUGGGAAGGUCAACUGGGAGAAUGUGCACAGUGGCUCAGGUGGACCGGCGAGGAGGCUGGUGAUGCGGCAGGGGAAAUUGUCACUGCCUCUCAGCAUGGAGAAAUGAUAUUUGUGAGUGGGGAAGCAGUGUCUGCUUACUCUUCAGCAAUGAAGCUGAAAAGUGUGUACCGUGCUUUGCUUCUCUUAAAUUCCCAGACUUUGCUAGUUGUGGAUCACGUUGAGAAGCAAGACAAUUCCCCAAUAAAAUCUGUCAGUGCCUUCUUUCAUAAUCUGGACAUUGAUUUUAAGUAUAUCCCUUAUAGGUUUAUGAAUAGGUACAAUGGCGCCAUGAUGGAUGUGUGGGAUGCACACUACAGAAUGUUCUGGUUUGAUCAUCGUGGCAAUAGUCCCAUUGCUAGCAUACAGGAAGCAGAGCAAGCUGCUGAAUUUAAGAAACGGUGGACUCAAUUUGUUAAUGUUACAUUUCAGAUGGAAUCCACAAUCGCAAGAAUUGCAUAUGUCUUUUAUGGGCCAUAUGUCAAUGUUUCCAGCUGCAGAUUUAUUGAUAAUUCCAAUUCUGGACUUCAGAUUUCUCUCAAUGUCAAUAAUACUGAACAUGUCGUGUCCAUUGUAACUGACUACCAUAACCUGAAGACAAGAUUCGAUUACCUGGGUUUUGGUGGCUUUGCCAAUGUGGCUGAUCAGGGCCAAAUAACCCGAUUUGGUUUGGGCACUCAGGCAAUAGCCAAGCCCGUAAGACAAGGUAGGGUUAUUUUCCCCUUUGGAUUUAAAUUUAAUAUAGCAGCUGGGUUGAUUUUGUGCAUUAGCUUGGUGAUUUUAGCCUUUCAGUGGCGGUUUUACCUUUCUUUUAGAAAGCUAAUGCGGUGGGUCCUAAUGCUUGUUAUUGUCUUGUGGUUUAUUGAACUGCUGGAUGUGUGGAGCACUUGCACUCAGCCCCUCUGUGCAAAAUGGGCAAGGACAGAGGCCGAGGCAAGCCCGAAGUCCUUGUCUUCCGAAGGGCACCACCUCGAUCUUCCCUACGUCGUCAUUACCUCACUUCCUGGUUCAGGAGCUGAAAUUCUCAAACAGCUUUUUUUCAACAGUAGUGAUUUUCUCUACAUCAGAGUUCCUACAACCUACAUCGAUAUUCCUGAAACUGAAUUUGAAAUUGACUCAUUUGCAGAUGCCUGUGAAUGGAAGGCAUCAGAUAUCCACAGCGUGCAUUUCCGUUUACUCCGAGGCUGGUUGCAGUCCUUGGUUCAAGACACGAAACUACAUUUGCAAAACAUCCAUCUGCAUGAACCCAGUAGGGGUAAACUGGCCCCAUAUUUUACAGCAAAUAAGGACAAAAAAAGAAAAUUGAAAAGGAGAGAGUCUUUGCCAGAACAAAGAAGUAGAAUGAAAGGCACCUUUGAUAGAGAUGCUGAAUAUAUUAGGGCUUUGAGGAGACACCUGGUCUAUUACCCAAGCGCGCGUCCUGUGCUCAGCUUAAGCAGCGGGAGCUGGACCUUAAAGCUUCAUUUUUUUCAAGAAGUUUUAGGAGCUUCUAUGAGGGCAUUGUACAUAGUAAGGGACCCUCGGGCAUGGAUUUAUUCAAUGCUGUACAGUAGUAAACCAAGUCUCUACUCUUUGAAAAAUGUACCAGAACACUUAGCUAAAUUGUUUAAAAUAGAGGGAGGUAAAGGCAAAUGUAUCUUAAAUUCAGGCUAUGCUUUCGAGUAUGAAUCGUUGAGGAAAGAAUUAUCAAAAUCCCAGUCAAAUGCAGUCUCCCUGUUGUCUCAUUUGUGGCUAGCAAACACAGCAGCGGCCCUGAGAAUAAAUACAGAUUUGCUGCCUACCAGCUACCAGCUGAUCAAGUUUGAAGAUAUUGUACAUUUUCCUCAGAAAACCACUGAAAGGAUUUUUGCCUUUCUCGGAAUACCUUUGUCUCCUGCUAGUUUAAACCAAAUAUUGUUCGCCACCUCCACAAACCUUUUCUAUCUUCCCUAUGAAGGGGAAAUAUCACCAAGUAAUACUAAUGUUUGGAAACAGAACUUGCCUAGAGAAGAAAUUAAACUGAUUGAGAACAUCUGCUGGACACUGAUGGAGCGUCUAGGAUAUCCAAAGUUUAUGGACUAAAUGCUGCAGGUCAGCAGAGAUUUGCACUAAUCCUUUGCAGCCCGGUUUGUGGAUGUGAUGAGUUUGUUUAUUCUUGUACUAUGUGUGUGUGCGUGCGUGCGCGUGUUCAGUUUGUUACUUGCACAGAGAUUAUUUUGAAAAUAGGCCACAUAUUUGGCCUAGCAGGAUUUAUUUUUACGUCGCUACUUCCCUUGCCUUUGUUUCUGAAUUUUUUUUCUGCUGAAAUGUUCCUGCUACAGAGGCGUAGAUGAAGUUAUAGGAUGGCGGUUAGUGGAGGUAAGAAGAUCUUACAGGUUUUUGUCUGGCCGUCUCGUCUGUAACUGUGCUGAUCUAUCUUGGAACCUCAAACACUGCUAAAGGCCUUUCAAUUGCUGCUUUGCCCAAGCAUCUGUUGCUUUCAGGAUGGACUACAAAAGUUCCUUAUCUUUUUUAAAAGAUCUUCUAACACAUUUAUCUUGCACCAAAAAAAAAAGGGGGGGGGUUUGGUGUUUGGUUUGUUUUGUUUUGUUUUUUUCCUGUGUAUAAUGUUCAGUGAUAUCACUGGGGAAAUGGUGAAAGCUCCUAUCAGAACUAUAGAAUUCUUUCUGGAAAAUAAAGGUGGAAAUACAGAACGAACAUUUUUUUGAGGUCCGAGACAGUGGCCUGAAAAGCCUCCUUAAAGUUUUUUUACUUGGAAGGAACAAGGAGUCAGUCUUUGAACAAUCUGGGUGCCAAGGGCUGGGAGAGUAUUUUAGACUUGCUUGUCUGUUUAAAACUCUCUUCUCUCUCUUGCCUCCUUGAAGCUACAGCUGUUCCCACCCCUCACACCCUGUCCUUUCUGUCACUGUCAUGCAAAAUAACCCAUUAUUGAUUGCUGAAGUCCCGACAUUUGUGGGGAUUUUUUUUCCCCCUGAUGAUUAAUCUUGCAUUAAAGAAUCGCACUUAGAAUCGAAUUUCUUUUUGUGGAAUCCUCACCGUAUGACUCAGAGAAAGCAGUACCAGUGCUGCCAGUGUUUUUUUAGCCUGGAAACAGAAUUGGAAACCUGCCCAGCUGAUCCUGCAUCCCUUUGAAUGAGUUUGCAGACUGCCAGUGUCUGCAAAAGUUACAGGCAAAUGGGAGAUGACAUCAGAGGCAUCUGUUUCUUUUACCAUCUGCAUCUUAUUAUAAAUGUAGUCGUCAUAAAAUCUGGUUCAUUUUAUUUUGGUAGGCUCUGAAAUCAAAAUGCCACGCCGUUAGAUGCCGUUAUAAGCUGGGGGAGUAAUUACCACGCACUGGACGAAAACCAUCAGGCGGUGUUGAGACCUGAUGAAAAUCUCUGUACAGAUUGCAGUCUUUCUGACGUUUCAGACUGUCGUUUCCCCAAGCUCUCCAACACUUGCGAGUCUGUCCUUCUGACCUAGAUAAAAGUGGUUCUUUCUCAGUAGUUUGUUAUUAUGUCAAAAUGUGCCUCCAGAGUGAUAAGGCUGUGGAUAUGUUCCAUUCCAGCUAAACCUAACUUGGCUGUCAUUUUUCUUCCAUUAUAGUGUGAAUGCAGACCGCUCCUCCUCCCCCAGCUUUACUUCCUUCCCUCCGCUCUCCCUGCUUUCUCUCUGCAAUGUCAAAAAUGAAUGGAAAAUCGUAUUUUAUCAGUAUAGGUUGAGAGGGCAGCUGAAACCUGAGUCUACACAGGUAUUCUCAAGGAAGGUUAUUCUACCUACCUCAGGGUUAUCAACAAGCACGUAAAAUUGCUGCAUGGAUGAUAACACUCUUUCCAUUACUGGUCAGAGUCUCAGUGUUUGCUUUCAAUUCCCAGGAUGUGUGAUCUCAAAUCGGAUCAAAUCAAAAGGCUUUGGGUUGGCAGUAAUAGCAGGUCUGAUCAAGGUAAGACUUACACAUGUGUACAGAAGCUGAACCGCUCCCUGUUAAUAUUGCAGAAACACCCCCAAGGGGAAGGAGAGAACCAGGUGGACUAUGUGGAGGAAUC
Zalophus californianus (California sea lion) is the source of this 6813-nucleotide messenger RNA. It is a transcript of the gene DSEL, whose product is annotated as dermatan sulfate epimerase like. The record is from RefSeq and is a predicted model, not a curated record. The transcript has 2 exons. The coding region runs from base 1232 to 4870 and encodes 1212 amino acids. Gene Ontology annotation, molecular function: sulfotransferase activity; chondroitin-glucuronate 5-epimerase activity. NCBI's taxonomy places the organism in Eukaryota, Metazoa, Chordata, Mammalia, Carnivora, Otariidae.